Clupea harengus (Atlantic herring) is the source of this 1684-nucleotide messenger RNA. Its product is annotated as complement C1q-like protein 3. Lineage: Eukaryota; Metazoa; Chordata; Actinopteri; Clupeiformes; Clupeidae. The transcript is spliced from 4 exons. The record is from RefSeq and is a predicted model, not a curated record. Bases 615 to 1385 code for a protein of 256 amino acids. Gene Ontology annotation, molecular function: protein binding.
ACUGAUGUGUCUUUUUUUGUCUUUAUCUUCAAAACAGCAUCAAUUUGCCUAUAGGUACAAUUGUACAGUUUUUAAAAGUAGGCUGUCAGAUUGUUAGAAAGGUAGGUUGUUUCAAGCAUUUCGGAGAACUUGCCACAGUGUAUUUAAGCUCUCCUGAUUCUUUUUGUCUCAUCAAGUAAUCCAGUCACACUGGUUUCUGCACGCUCUGAGCUGACGGCUGAUUUUCAGAGCUGAAAUGUCAUUUUUUUUUUUACCAUGUUGCUUAAUUUCUUUAACAGCAUAUGAAAUAUCUCACUGGAAUACUUCAUAUUAAGUGUUCUCUUAAGUUCCAGUUCACUUAAUAACCAGUUGCUGUUCUUAGAGCACAGAGACAAUUUAGUAGUCCUCCUCCUAUGUGAACCUGUAUUUUAUAAGCCUUGUGUUGAACCAUAAUGCAUGGCUUCAAAAGUUGAACACAGAGUUGGAAAGUCAUCUAGUUCCAUUGUGUAAUGUUUUACAGCCAUUGGGUUUCUGCCGACAGUGUUUCAUCAGCCCGCCCGAGCUAAUAUUUAAUUGCUAGCAUGAUGCCGCAGCAAUACUACACUGUUUACCUCUGAAACUGUCAUUCCACCAACAUGAAGGGCAUCACGAUGCUGGUGUGUCUCAGCUGUGGCUUGUUGUCCAGCGCUCAACUUGAGCAUGGCAAGAACAGGCUCGCGACAGGAGACACCAAGAGCCUGUCUCCAAGCACACGCGAUGAGACCAUUGAAAAUGAGAUCGAAAUCGAGCUGUCCGGUGGGCAUGGGAAUGUAGCAAUUUUAAUGAAACUAUCUGCCUUGGACUGGAGACUCAGGACCAGUGAGAGAAGGCUUGAGGAGCUUCAGAGAGAGAAUAAAGCCCAAGCGUCCGCACUGAGAGAGAUGGAGAGGAGGCUGACCUAUCGACUGAUCAAAUCGGAGACCGGUGUGAAGGAAAUGGGCAGGAACCUCUCAGAGAGACCCAAGAUUGCCUUCUCAGCCUCAGUAGGAGGAGUGGGGAACAGUGGACCGUACAACACAGACACAACGCUGCUCUUCAAAGAUGUCAUUACCAACAUAGGGAAUGCUUACAGACCUGCUACAGGUAUCUUCACAGCCCCAGUGGAUGGAGUCUAUCUCUUCUCCCUCUUCGAGUGCUCACUGUCCCCACAGCCUGCAUCCCUGUCUCUACACAAGAACGAGGAGAUGAUUGUGAGCGUGGCCAAGCGGAGAUCCCAACACGAGGGCGCAGAGAACGGGUCCAAUGCAGUCACCCUGCAGCUGGAGCAGGGAGACCAGGUCUACGUGCGUCUGUGGAAGGACUCGUGGGUCUACGACAGCACAGCCCACUUCACCACCUUCAGUGGCACCCUGCUCUUCAGCUUGUGAGAAUGACAAAGUUCAUUUCCUCGAUAGGAACACAAUGAAAAGUGUUUAUUUUUUUGCCCUGUUUUAUGUCAAUGCUGGUCCACAUAAGCUGUCCACAAGUAUAAUUAUCACAGUCAGUAUUCAUCAGGUAGAAGCCAAGGGAUGUUUGAUGAAUGAGAGCAAAAAGGAAGUUCUCAGAUUAUUUACUGUAGUUCCUUUUUUAUGUAGUUGCAUUUGCAACGCUGAUUUUAGCAUACCUGGAUAAUGCCAUGUGUUAGCACCAGCGUAUCAUUAUAAACAAAUAAAUCGAAUAAAGUUUA